CCAUGAAGAGGUACUCCGUGGCGCCCACGUCCUCCAGGAGGAAGUCUACGCUCAGUACUACUGUCAGUGAAGACACCGCCGCUGCCCGUGAGGAGUUGGAGAAAUUGGAGCAGGAAACCACCUUGGUGUUGCAAGAAAUAGACAAGAACAUCUCGCGUGCCAACGGCAUCAUCAACGACCGGUUGAUCCCCAUCAUCAAGGAUUACUCCAACGCAAGCAAGAACGUGUGGAGCAACGCUGGUUUCUGGAAGUUUUUCUUCGAGCAGUCGGCCAACGUGGAGUUGAACAGCUACGAAGACCCCAUCUCCACUACCGAUGUCAAUACCAUCGCCAACUCCAGGAGCAACAUGCUCUUCAACGAGGACGAGGAUGAGGACGAAGAGUUGCACCAGGAAGCCCCAGAAGACCCUGCCCACGACACACCGCACUUGGACGUGUUCAAGAAACCGACGCUCAAGCCCCAGCUAGAGGAGUCCACCCCUACAUGGUCUGUAGAGCAGUCCAAGAAACAGAUCCAAUCGUCCACUCCCCAGCUCCACAAGAGACCGUCGUUGCUACCUGGAUAUAACAGACACCCCACAGCCUACGACUCCAACGACAGCAUUGGCACCCAACCACCACCGCUUCUCACCACCUCGAUUUCCAGCACAGAGAGCCAGAAGUCCCCAGAGAAGGACCAGUCGCCCGUAAAGACGCAAACAGUAAGGCAGUCAUUGGACACCUAUCACAAGUUGUCCAUCUCACCGAGAAAAGCAAGAACAGCCACUCGCAAUGCAUUGGUGGAAGAUGCCCGAAGGAGAUCGUCCUUGAUUCAAAACCUCAUCAACUCAUCUCCCACGCUACCCGAGCCUCCUAUACUACGGUCAGAGCUUGCGAACGUGAGCGAGCUGUCGUCUCCCACCAAGGAGGAACGCCAAUUGAGCGAGGUAGAACAAUUCUCGCCAGUAUUACUACCACCCGAAUUAUCUCCCACCAAGAGCGUUGCUCUAUCGUCACACUCCAAGGAGAACACCAUACAGCGGAACACCAUACAGCGGUUUCCAUCCACCCCCAAAUUUUCGGAACGGUUGAGUGACGGAGGAAAGCUUGAUAUUAUGAAAACCCCACUAGGGCUCCAAAUAAAGUAUGGGGACGAAGACAGCGACUUGCAACCGCCAGAGCUCCAAAACAUAGAUUUGCACGAGGGACUGGCCAGCAAACGUAAUUCGGACCAGGCACUCAGCUCGGCAAAAAGGGCCAAGCCCAAUGACGACAACGACAACGUGUUCUUGGAGACCGGCAGCCGCAACACCCCAAAUAAUGCCUCGGCCGGGUCCACGGUGUACCACUCAAUGCUGAACAAGCACGAACGUCCGUCCGCAGACAACACCGACAACCAGACACAGUCCAAGUCGAUCUCGCAAAUCUUCGAUGAUAUACUCAACAAGGCCCCACAGAACCAGUCUGGAACACGAGGAGUGCAGCGGAAGGGUAUCACAUCCACAGAAAUCAAGGACAUAUUCAGCGAUGUUUCAGGAAGCCUCUUGGAGAAUAGUCAAUUGGAUAACACCGAAAACUCCACCAGUGAGCUCGGGUCGAUGUUGCGGGAGCGGUUCAACAAUUUGACCAACUAUGGGCGCAAACAGGGCGAUUAGACCCCGAUUGGGGGCGCAAUCUGAGAAUCCCCACUACAAUAUUUGAUCCAUAGAUUAAUAUCAUAUUUAGGUUGCCGGAUCCGAUAUCACCGGCAGGGCUUUCCCCACAGGUAGAUAGAGAUAACAAUGUAAUUAAUAGUAUGGAGGCUGACGGAG
Messenger RNA from Suhomyces tanzawaensis NRRL Y-17324, 1790 nucleotides. RefSeq names its product Ask1p (gene ASK1). The transcript has a single exon. Gene Ontology annotation, biological process: attachment of spindle microtubules to kinetochore. Gene Ontology annotation, cellular component: mitotic spindle pole body; mitotic spindle; DASH complex. The annotation marks the transcript as partial. The record is from RefSeq and is a predicted model, not a curated record. NCBI's taxonomy places the organism in Eukaryota, Fungi, Ascomycota, Pichiomycetes, Serinales, Debaryomycetaceae.